UGCAUUGUACUGUUGAGCAGCCGGAUAGGUUGGGCCAGUCGCAGCAGCCCUAUAUAAAAUAAAAAUCAAUUUUCAAUUAGUAUUGAAAAAUGUCGUAAUAAAUUUUUAUUUUUUUAAAACAAAUAACAUUCAAAUAACACAGACAUUGCAUGAAACAAAUAUCGAUUUUAAAUAUGAAUCAAGAAUUUCACGAUGAAAAUAUGACAUCACAGACAAAAUAUCGAUCGCAUUGACGCCAUUACUGAAACACUCAUACUCUGACGCAUAGCAGCGAAAAUAUGAGCCGGGUUCACAUUUAAUUCCAAUUCAUUUUAACUCACCCAUAUUGUGUGCCACCAUGUGUAAAUCCAAAAUAAUUAUUUGCCGACAUUUUUAGUGUAUUUUAAUGUAUGCAAAGACAAUCAAUUGAUUUGAGAUUUAAACGCAAUUUACCGAUAAACUUUCACACACAAAAAAAUUAUACCUUUCGGCUGUGUGCCGAGUCUACUGUCUAACUCUUCGACACAAUUGCCACAAAUGAUUCUCAAAUGCAAAAUGCUUAAAUGUGAUAGGUGGAUAGAGCGAGAAAAAACUAUGUUCAGAGAUGAAAAAGAAUGUGUGAUAGAAGCGCCCUCUUGCAGUAAAAUACAUACUGUCGAUUGUGUUCGUCAUUUCAUUUUUUUGACAUUUGCACUUGCAUUGGUGGUUGUGAACAAGAGAGUUCCGAGAGAGAGAGAGAGAGAGAGGAGAGAGAGAACAAAGCCGAGAGAAAAGUUGCCUUAUGUCAUUUGAACAAAUUGUACGUGUAUACGGUAACAAAGUGCCAAUGUCAGCUGUUGAUUGGAAAGUUUAUUUUGGUUUAUCGUUUAGAUUUAAGUUUUAUUUUGAAAAUUAAAUACUAACCGUAUAUAUUGUGAAAUGCACAAAAUUUGUAAAAAAUUCACAAAAAUGACAGAGUUUUUAGAUUUAAAUGAUGAUUGUCUCGAGCAUAUUUUCAAUUUUUGUGAUGUAGAAACUACGGUUUCACUGUCAAAAGUGUGCAAGCGCUUGAAUGCACUUGUGACACAGAUUCAAUUUCCAAAGCAAACAACAUUCAGUUGUACAAUUCGUUCAUAUGAAUGCGAAGAAAAAGCUCGUAACAUUAUCGAGGCGAUCGGAAAAUAUAUUGUAACUCUUAAAUUAUGUCAGACGUCUGAGAUCUUUUUGUUCUAUCAAUUUUUGGGUCGUGUAAUUGGUGAUCGUAUUCGAAAAUUAUCAAUCGUAACGCCACACAUUUCGGACACGUCACUACAAGCGAUUGAACCAGUUUUGCGGCGACUCGAAGAGUUGCAAUUGCGCAUUGCCAACACCGAUCUUAGCGAUGAUGAUUUAGCCUUAUUGACACGUUGCCCAAAUUUACAACGUUUACAUAUCCAAUGGGACACAUCAUUUCUGCAAAAUACAGGCACAUGGAAUCGUCUCGAAGAGUUGUCAUUAGGCGAUAACGAGUACAUAGCUAACGAUACUUUUUCUGAAUUUAUGCAGAAUAAUCAACAAUUACGAAAAUUGAAAAUUGGCGCGUUCAAUUGUGAUGUUGAACUUAAAGACAUUGCAACGUAUUUAGCAAAUUUAGAGCAAUUGGUUUUAUUUCAAAAUUAUUCCGAUUUAUCGGCCGACAGUAUUUUAGAAUUGCAACGGUUGACUCAUUUGAAGCGGUUAAUUUUACGAAAUGUUGAAGCGAACCAUUUCGGAGGCGUCGUCAACAAUGUGACCAAAUUGAAUUUUUUAAGCGAAUUACAAAUACAAGCUGAAUUCAAUCAAUGUUCCGACGACGAAAUAUUCGAACCAAAGCAAAAGAAUAUUGUCAAGAUUGCACUGGAAAUGCCACAACUGCAAGUGUUUGGAAUCUCAUUUUGUAAACUAAAAGAAGAAACGAUCGUGGAAUUCAUAAGAUUUGCGGAUAAUUUGCGGAAAAUUCACAUACAUGAUUGUGAUUUUAUGCUCACACCAGACAACAUUGAUGCUAUCAUUAAUGCACGAAAGACAAUACGUAAUCGUGUCGAUCCGCUGAUCAUUUUCGUUGAUUUUAUUGAUGAAGGCAUCACCGAUCUUUUACGAAAGCCGGAUAUCAGUGCUCAUCUAAAGGCUUUGCCAUGUCGCCGUUGUGAAAUCAUCCCAGUCGGUUUCUUCGAAUAAAAUGGAGCAACUUUUUGAUCAUGUUUAUUUUAUAUUUCUUCAUGUUCUGUACACAAAUUAAUUAUCAUUUAAUCAAAUGAUUUGAAUAAAACUGUUACAAAAUCAAA
Molecule: messenger RNA, 2261 nt
Organism: Contarinia nasturtii (swede midge)
Lineage: Eukaryota; Metazoa; Arthropoda; Insecta; Diptera; Cecidomyiidae
Exons: 2
Coding region: 898-2154 (418 amino acids)
Molecular function (GO): protein binding
Source: RefSeq, a predicted model, not a curated record